AUGUCUCUUGAAACCCUCCCGAUCAAACUCAUCGAAUCCAUUGCCGACAAUGUUGACUCUGGCGCUGACCUAAGUGCCCUCAGCCGCACAAGCCGUCUCCUGUAUCAGAUUCUCGAUCGGCGUCUCUACACGCUUGAUGUGAGAGGGGGCAGCGACAAAGCGCUCUUUUUUAGCAUCGGUAAAGGAUGCUGCUCAGUCUUGGAAAAGACAAUACAGGGCGGAGCCGAUCUGAACAGUUUAAACGAAUGGCUCCCUGGUGCCCGUUUCACCACAUCACUCGCCUUCGCCGCCGGAACAGGUCAUGUCGAGAUUGUCAAACUGCUUUUGAAACAUGGCGCCCACCCAAACCCGGCCAGGUGGAAAGAAAUACGACAAACACCAUUGAGUGCAGCCGCUGGGAAAGGGGAUUACGCGAUUGCCAAGAUUCUCAUCGAGGCUGGAGCUGAUGUACAUGUCACAUUCGCGGACUAUUACGACCAAGAUGACGACCUUGUACGACUACUCCUCGAGAACGGAGUACUUGACGGCUACCCCCAGGAGUACAGAGGAACAUAUGCACUAGAAAAAGCGACAUUAUACGGAAGCCCUUCUACAGGAAAGCUUCUCCUCCGGGUGGGCGCUGAUCCAGUCUUCAGAGCCUCUGACGGUUAG
This is a messenger RNA of Fusarium falciforme, 651 nucleotides long. RefSeq lists its product as hypothetical. The transcript is spliced from 2 exons. NCBI's taxonomy places the organism in Eukaryota, Fungi, Ascomycota, Sordariomycetes, Hypocreales, Nectriaceae. The coding region runs from base 1 to 651 and encodes 216 amino acids. The record is from RefSeq and is a predicted model, not a curated record. Gene Ontology annotation, molecular function: protein binding.